Molecule: messenger RNA, 579 nt
Organism: Vitis vinifera (wine grape)
Lineage: Eukaryota; Viridiplantae; Streptophyta; Magnoliopsida; Vitales; Vitaceae
Product: reticulon-like protein B2
Exons: 3
Coding region: 1-579 (192 amino acids)
Source: RefSeq, a predicted model, not a curated record
AUGUCCUCUUCGCUGUUGGGUGGCUAUAUGGUUAUAGUUGGUUAUGGUGAAGGUCAUAUGAGCUUGGAGGGAAAACUUGCUGGAAGGGAAGAUAAAAGAGAUGUUGAGCUGAGAUUCUUGAAGAGGAGAGAGCUUUUACAGAGAAAACGAGGAACGGAAGCAGAAGGAGGAGAUUGCAGCUUGCUGGAAGCCAAGCAAUAUUUUGCUCCAGGGGAAUCAUUCAGUAACGGCGGCAACAUUUUCUGGGUGCUGUCGGAUUGCCGCCAUUACUUUCGUCUCUACUGCGUUAACGCAUGGUUGAAGCUCAACGCGUCGUGCCAUGUUUCCCACAUUUUCAUACUCUCUCUUGCAAUCUUGUUUUUUUGGUCCCACACCCCCACCUUCAUCAACAAGUCUCCACCUCACAUCCCGGAAGUUCAUAUUCUAGGAGAUCCAUUCCCGCGGGCUGUCAAUGCAUUGACGAUUGAGAUUAAUCGGAGUUUUUCUAUGUUGCGGGAGAUCGCAUCUGGAAGAGACUUAAAGAAAUCCCUUAUUAUUAUUGCUGGCCUGUGGGUUCUGUCCAUGGAUGAGCGGUUUUGA